CGGGACUCGGUUCGGGACUCUCAUCUAUACAAAAUGCACUACUUUUAUAUCAACUCGGAUUUCUAUAUCCAUUCUAUUUAUCAUCCUAUAGUAUUUAUACUACAACGCGCGUUAAUAUGGUAACUUCAUGUUCUAGCCAAUCGGGAGAUACGCCUAGCGUAUCUCAACCUUCACUGCCACAAAUUUGUCUUACACCAGAGAAAGCCCGAAAAUACUCUCGAGCGAUAGCCAAGAAUAUUUUCAACAACUAGGAGACGUUGAAUAUGAUCGUUCAAUAUCAUGAAGAUACAAUCCGGAAUCGCUGGAUCCAGAAAUCGAAAGUCAAACGAAAGAAACUCUUGCUUAGCGUUUGGCCAAAUAUGCCAUCAUUGCAUCGCCCUGAUAUUGCCGUUUAUAGGGAACUUGUUCCAAUUGAAGAAUGGGGCAUUAGUCCGUUCAUGUGGCCAUAUAUAAACCUCGAGGAUCUAUGCAGGACAGAGCCGCUUUUACUGAUUCUCAAUUCUCGAGGAAGGUAUUCACCUAGCGACUUUACUAAACCUGAUUUUGAGUCGGUAUCUUUUGGGUACCAUACUCCAUAUUACAAUAUGGUAGAGCUUCCGGGUUACUCCAUGUCGUUUAGAGAACCUCCUUCGUUAGAUACAUACGGCCAGCUCCAUUUUGACACCGACGACGAUGUUAGAUUCGACGAAGGCUCGAAUUGGGGGGCUGUUACCCCAGAUAACGGCUUCCGAAUCUUGGCGGCUCAAGAUCAUCUGUAUCAAUUUCUUAUUAGAUGUUGUGAAGCAAUUCUCCACGAUAUUCCAACUGAAGAUUUGACGCAGGCCGACCAGCCCAUCCUUCGCUCUCCCACGGUAGUUAUGCCGAAGAGCAAUUCGCCAAGGCUUCGUUUCUCUGCUAUCGACUCGUUUGAGGACCUGUAUAAACGACCCUGCCAUGUCGAAUUCAGUCGUAUAAAAUCUCUUGUUGGGUCCAUGCUAUUUGCUGCCGAAGAUCACCUCAUGUCUAUGAGGGAGGAUCCCGAUUAUUUUAGGAUGGUUCUAAAUCAAAGGGAAGAAAAUUACGCUGGACACUUGCGCGACAUCAAUGAUCCGGGGCAUCCUGUUUAUCUCCAGAACAAGGAUUUCUAUCACGAAGAAUUUAUUCGCCAAGUUUUCUCCAAUGCCUUCCUAAUCUCCGGUGUCUUAAAGGCUGCAUAUGAUUCGUUCUAUUACCUACACUCCCUUCUCGAGGAGUGGAAAGAAGAUCCUUCUCAAACAGCGGCUUUGCCGCUACCCGUAUGUAAGACGUUGUAUGGACUUUACCACAGCCUAGUCGUUGUCUGCGAAAAAAUGACAGACCGCGUGCUAUUAGCGAGCAGUAUUUAUGGCUCGCCUGCGCUGAGAGAAUAUUUCUAUUUCGAGCCCAAAGACCCGAAAUGCCAACGUCCCCCUCUAGUUCGACGUCGACCUUUGGUCAAUAUGCCCGAAAUUCUCACCGACACCGUGUACUUCCUUGAAGUCAUAGCCGGCUUAAAAGACCGACGCCCAAUCGGCCUCAGAGCAACUCUAAUUGAGUUAGAAUUACUCAUCCAGCGUCAUCCUACAGCGAAGUUUUUCGUGAGUAGCUGGCAGGGUGCUCAAAUUUCGAUCCUGGGUGUUUUAUGCGAAUGCAGACACGUACUUGAGCAAUACCAGUACCGGUUCCAGGGCUUCUCGCAAUACUGCAGAAAAUAUCCAGGUGAGGUUGAGAACUUUUACCAGAGUAAAUUUGAGGUUGCAUUCAAGGUGUAUAAUAUACCUAAUUCAUUCUGGUACAAUACGACCGGAACCAUGCGGGAUAUUCUCAUAGGGGAAUCAAAAUACCCAAUACGUGAACCUCGCAGUAGGGAGGUAGUUAAGAAACUACGCAAAACAGAAGCAAGCUUCGAUCAAUUUUGGAUCAAAGCGCUCGACCAGUUGCAGAGAUCGCGUGUACUAGAGGUGUGCGUAACUUCAGUAUUUUCUCGCAAGCUACAGAGGACUGAGCCGUGGGCAGAGCCACAGAUAGAGCGGACUAAGGCGAAAAAGAAGAAUAUGGGGAGUAAGAGUACCAAUCAGCCAUCCGAUGAAUUUAUCCACCAAGAAAAUUCAGAAGCAGAGAAGCCUGCAAGCACGACAAAAGAGAGCGUAAAUGCAGAGAUGAAUGGUUCCACAGCAGAGCACGGGAGAUAUCCUCCAUUUAAAGUCGACAGCCGAACUUUUGAGGUGUUUGAUACCUUAUUAUUCGAUGGACCCGAUCAUUCCAAUCUAGGAGAGGUUUCCUGGGAUGACUUUGUUCAUGCUAUGUUGGCUAUGAAUUUUACGGCGGAGAAGUUGUUCGGAUCAGCCUGGCUCUUCAAACCCAUAAUAAGCCUGGACAAUGAGUUCAGCUAUAUGAUAUUCCACGAACCGUACACGGGAGGCAAAAUGGAGUAUACGAUGAUCAAACAUUAUGGUCGGCGUAUCGCCAGGACUUUGAAGUGGGAAAGCCAUAUGUUCGUACGGGCUUGAUAAUUCGGGAGACAAACAUCAGAGUUGAAUAUCGGAAUUGGUGGUAUCUGCUGCUGAUGUUGCUCCUCCUCCUCCUCAGGUAGGCAGGCAGGCAAUAGAUCAUAUAGGGAGCUCUGCGCUUGUCCUGAUAGGAUUGUGUAAGUGGCAAUGCGUUUUGAACGAGGUGUCCAGCGUAUUUCACAUGAAGGAUAUACAUUCUCUCAUAGCGUCAGCGUAUUACUUACACUAGCUUAGGAAAUAACAGCGG
This is a messenger RNA of Daldinia loculata, 2754 nucleotides long. RefSeq lists its product as uncharacterized. The record is from RefSeq and is a predicted model, not a curated record. The transcript has 2 exons. NCBI's taxonomy places the organism in Eukaryota, Fungi, Ascomycota, Sordariomycetes, Xylariales, Hypoxylaceae. Bases 264 to 2507 code for a protein of 747 amino acids.